This is a messenger RNA of Aaosphaeria arxii CBS 175.79, 1877 nucleotides long. RefSeq names its product PAP2-domain-containing protein. Gene Ontology annotation, molecular function: phosphatidate phosphatase activity. The record is from RefSeq and is a predicted model, not a curated record. Gene Ontology annotation, biological process: phospholipid metabolic process. The coding region runs from base 7 to 1521 and encodes 504 amino acids. Lineage: Eukaryota; Fungi; Ascomycota; Dothideomycetes; Pleosporales. The transcript has 6 exons.
UUCGCAAUGCAAGACUGGUCGAAUUCUGGAAAGCUUCCAGAGCGUCUCCCGUUCUCGAAGAAACGUCUCCCUAAACGAGUUAUCUUCUCGUACAUUUUCGACUAUGUUAUCAUCGUCGUCCUUAUCGUCGCCUUCUACAUCGUAGACAAGAUCCCACCUUUCUACCAACCUUUCUCCCUCGACAACUACACCCUCUGGUACCCAUACGCGGACCCCGAACGUAUCCCCGUCUUCCAGCUCUGCCUCAUCUGCGUCGCCGCACCCGCUGCUAUCAUUGCGUUCUAUACCCUUGUCAUAGAUGGACUAUUCUCCCACCAGACGCCUAUGCCGGCGGGCGCUCAUGGACUCCGAAAGCUGAGCGGACGCUACAGGCUGAAAGACAGGCUCUGGGAGCUGAAUUGCGGUAUCUUGGGACUAGGUGUCGCAGUUGGAGCUGCUUUCACAAUCACCGGUGCCCUGAAGAACGCGAUCGGAAAGCCGCGCCCUGACCUGAUCCACAGGUGUAACCUAAACAUGGAUAUGGUCAAAGCAAUUGCGGACCGCACGCUCGCAACCGUAAAGUUUUGCCAGGAAGAAGAUAAGGCAAAGCUUAAUGACGGUUUUAAGAGCUUUCCGUCUGGUCACAGCAGCACUGCCUUUGCUGGAUUAUUCUAUCUGUCCCUCUAUCUCGCUGCCAAAUUGCAUGUGCUUGAUUCCAAGGGAGAGGUCUGGAAAGCUUUCAUUGUUCUCGUGCCUACGCUUGGAGCUUGUCUCGUGGCCGGAUCCCGAAUCAUGGAUGCGCGCCAUCACCCGUUCGAUGUUCUAUUUGGUAGUGCUAUGGGAAUACUGGUAGCUUGGGGCUCAUAUCGACAAUACUUCCCUCCCGUCUCCGAGACAUGGCGGAAGGGACGCGCAUACCCAAUUCGUGCAUGGGGCCGCCAACCGAUCGCACCUGAACAACUCACGACACGAAUCGAUGAAGACGUAGAGCCUCUUCGCCCUCUGCGAAGGGAACCCACAGACGUUGAGGAUCGCGCAGCAGCUUCCGGAUUCUCCGCACAGGCAACAGCUGGAGCCGGCAGCACCUCGCCAGGUGUCAAUGUAUUCCGGGAACAAAUUUCACAGUCGCAGCGGCGGAGACAGGAUGAUGGCCAGCCUUACGGAAUUCAGCAUACCGACACCCUUGCAUCGACAAUGUCUACCAAGGUUGCCAGAUAUCAAGGUCAAAUGCCCGGCCCGAACCCUUUCGCAAGCGAUAGUGUACGGCGACAAGAUAACUACGACUACUCUUCCUCUGACGAAGAUGACAACUACGAAUUGCAACAGCGAUACGGACGUUCAACAACCCAAACUGCCGGUGCAUCUUACAACCAGGUCGAUGGCAGACUAACAGACACGGGCUAUCACCCUCCCUCAGGAAUCAGCCCACACCCCACGCCACCUCCUCACGCGGGCGACCGUCCCUUCCAGACUACAGGCCCGACAGGAGAUCUCGCUGACGCACCCAGUGCUCCUCCACAUUCUAUAGGCACUGCUGCCUAGUUCUCCUGAAGUCCAGCAGGGAGCACAUGACGGAGAAUCUUCGAUUGAGGAAGCGUCUUCGGUAUUUUCGAAAUAGUUAUUUUCGCACAUGAUACAAACAAUAGGCCGUAUCGAAUGGGUGCUUCGACGAGCAACUAGCAUGGCAUUUGAUAUGAUAGCGCGGCGGUUCCGGCGCUUUUCGAGGGUUUGGGAAAACUAAUUGCAUCUUUUGUAUGAUGAAUGGUGUUGGUGCAAUAUCACACUUUUUUUUUUCUGGAAUAUCGCGCCGGCCUCAUGGUGCGCUGGGUUAUGUAUGAGCUGAGCAUUGCACAGCGCUUACUCAAUAUGAGCAUCAAGGAAUAUCUCGAAAUGUUCAA